Oncorhynchus mykiss (rainbow trout) is the source of this 2585-nucleotide messenger RNA. RefSeq names its product nuclear receptor subfamily 5 group A member 2-like. Gene Ontology annotation, cellular component: RNA polymerase II transcription regulator complex. The record is from RefSeq and is a predicted model, not a curated record. Lineage: Eukaryota; Metazoa; Chordata; Actinopteri; Salmoniformes; Salmonidae. Gene Ontology annotation, molecular function: RNA polymerase II cis-regulatory region sequence-specific DNA binding; zinc ion binding; nuclear receptor activity. Gene Ontology annotation, biological process: regulation of transcription by RNA polymerase II; tissue development; hormone-mediated signaling pathway.
GAUAGUUCAACAGGCAGAGUUCACUCGACUUCAGAGCAAGUGGACAGUAACUUUUUCCUUUUCUCUUUAACUCCUGAAGUCUCAGCCCUCUUCAUUGCUCUGAUUGCCCCAAUUACUACUCACAGAAUGGAAUAGGUUAAGAGAUCGAGAUUAAGGGUCGGUGUCGUAGAGGAUCGAUCAAACCAGAGCCUUGUUUUCUCUGUGGAGCUGUGGAUUGGCAUGUCUUCCUUCAGCCGUGACAGUGAAAGUGAUCAGUGUUGCUCUACAGAGGACUUGACUGGUGCAGGUGGUCAGCCGGACGGAGCUGAGUCUCCCGCUCAGCCCAGUGGAGCUGUCAUGCUGCCCAAAGGCGACACGGAAUCUCUAGGACUCGUUCGAUCGCAUGGAGAACAGGGACACAUGCCAAGAAAUAUGCAAGCCCCCCACUAUAAAAUGAUGAACUACUCAUAUGAUGAAGACUUGGAUGAGAUGUGUCCGGUGUGUGGAGACAAGGUUUCUGGAUACCAUUACGGGCUCCUCACAUGUGAAAGCUGCAAGGGUUUCUUCAAGCGCACGGUUCAGAAUAACAAACGGUACACAUGCAUAGAGAACCAGACAUGUGCCAUCGACAAGACACAAAGAAAACGCUGCCCUUAUUGCCGCUUUCAGAAGUGCCUCACUGUUGGCAUGAAGCUGGAAGCUGUGAGGGCGGACCGCAUGCGCGGCGGCCGCAACAAGUUCGGCCCCAUGUACAAGCGCGACCGGGCCCUCAAGCAGCAGAAGAAAGCGCUGAUCCGCGCCAACGGCCUGAAGAUCGAGUCCAUGACCCAGGUGAUGCAGGCGGUGCCCACCGACCUCACCAUCUCCUCGGCCAUCCAGCACAUCCACCAGGCCGCCUCCAAGGGCCUGCCGCUCAGCCACCACGGCCUCCCGCACCACGCCGCCCUGCCCCACACAGACUACGAUCGCAGCCCCUUCGUGACGUCUCCCAUCAGCAUGGCCAUGCCCCCCCACACUGGUUCCCUCCAGGGCUACCAGGCAGCCUACGGCCACUUCCAGAGCACCCGCACCAUCAAGUCCGAGUACCCGGACCCGUACAGCAGCUCGCCCGAGUCCAUCAUGGGUUACAACCCGUACAUGGACGUGUACCAGACGGGCUCGCCGCCCAGCUUCCCACACCUCAUCGUGGAGCUGCUGAAGUGCGAACCUGAUGAGCCCCAGGUGCAGACCAAGAUCCUGGCCUACCUGCAGCAGGAGCAGGCCAGCCGGGGGAAACACGACAAACUCAACACGUUCGGCCUUAUGUGCAAGAUGGCCGACCAGACGCUUUUCUCCAUCGUGGAGUGGGCCCGGAGCAGCAUCUUCUUCCGCGAGCUCAAGGUGGACGACCAAAUGAAGCUCCUCCAGAACUGUUGGAGCGAGCUCCUCAUCCUCGACCACAUUUUCCGUCAGGUGAUGCACGCCAAAGAGGGCUCCAUCCUAUUGGUCACCGGGCAACAGGUGGAUUAUGCUGUAAUUGCCUCCCAAGCCGGAGCUUCUCUAAACAACCUGAUGAGCCACGCUCAGGAGCUGGUGGGCAAGCUGCGCUCCCUGCAGCUGGACCAGAGGGAGUUCGUCUGCCUCAAGUUCCUUGUUCUGUUCAGCUUGGACGUGAAGAACCUGGAGAACUUCCACCUGGUGGAGAGCGUCCAGGAACAAGUGAACGCGGUGCUGCUGGACUACGUCAUGUGCAACUACCCCCAGCAGACAGACAGGUUUGGCCAGCUGCUCCUGCGGCUGCCUGAGAUCCGGGCCAUCAGCCUCCAGGCCGAGGAGUACCUGUACUACAAGCACCUGAACGGAGACGUGCCCUGCAACAACCUGCUCAUCGAGAUGCUACACGCCAAGAGAGCCUGAUGAGACUUCAGAUGGGAUCCUGAUCAUUUGGCUGAAACCGACUCAGAACAGACUCUGUUUUGUUGGUUGAGACCCAAGAAACCGACCCAGAACAGACUCCUCCCAUGUUAAAGUUAGACUGAGUGAUUCUGGGGCAGGAGGCAUCCGUUCUUCUCAUUUAUCGUAACGAUCAACCAUCCUGGCACUCACACACAGGCAAAAGAACAUGCAGAAAUGGACACCCACACUUACACAUGCUGUGCACACACAUACGCGCGCGCAUACACACGAACACACACAUAAAAACACAUUUAGGCACUCACACGCGCGUGCACACACAAAUAUACACACAUUAAGGCACACACUCACACGUUCAAAUUCAUACAAUAUGCAUAUAUAUUACACACACACACACACAGAUGCUUCUGGAGCUCUGGGUAAAGCUUCCAAAGACAGAGAGAAACAGCUGAAAUUCUUGAGAACUGUCUAUUCGUCUCAUGGGACAUGGACGAUACCUUUUGUCUGCUUUGAAUAAAAACACAAACCAUCAAGGUGAUACAAGGACCAACGGACUGUAACUGAAGGAACAAAACCAAUGAGUAUUGUAAAAACCUCUCCCACUGUUAACCUCUCUAGGGUAUGUGAGACGCUAACGUCCCAUCUGGCCAACAUCCUGUGAGGUUGCAAAAAACUACAAAACCAACAAAAAAAAAACGACUUCCUGAAUGGAU